This is a messenger RNA of Penicillium lagena, 1428 nucleotides long. Its product is annotated as chaperonin-containing T-complex subunit CCT3. Gene Ontology annotation, cellular component: chaperonin-containing T-complex. The transcript has a single exon. Lineage: Eukaryota; Fungi; Ascomycota; Eurotiomycetes; Eurotiales; Aspergillaceae. Gene Ontology annotation, biological process: protein folding. The record is from RefSeq and is a predicted model, not a curated record. The coding region runs from base 1 to 1428 and encodes 475 amino acids. Gene Ontology annotation, molecular function: ATP-dependent protein folding chaperone; ATP hydrolysis activity; ATP binding.
AUGCUGGCCCAGGCCCUCCCCCAGCUCGAACGAAACAUCCACCCCGUCGUCAUCAUCUCUGCCUUCAAGCGCGCGCUCGCCGAUGCCCUCACUAUCAUCGAGGAGGUUUCCGUACCGGUCGAUAUCCACGAUGACAAGGCCAUGAACACCCUGAUCCAGUCCUCCAUCGGAACCAAGUUUGUGUCGCGGUGGUCGGACCUCAUGUGCGGGCUGGCAUUGAAUGCGGUGCGGUGUGUCUCCUUUGACGUGGGCGGUGGAAAGCAGGAGGUCGAUAUCAAGCGGUACGCCCGAAUUGAGAAGAUCCCCGGUGGUCAGAUCGAGGACUCCGAGGUCAUCGACGGUGUGAUGGUCAACAAGGAUAUCACCCACCCCAAAAUGCGGCGGAGGAUCGAGAACCCCCGCAUCCUGCUGCUGGAUUGCCCGCUCGAGUACAAAAAGGGCGAGUCCCAGACCAACAUCGAGGUGUCCAAGGAGGACGACUGGAACCGUAUUCUGCAGAUCGAGGAGGAGCAGGUGAAGCACAUGUGUGAAGCCAUUCUGGCUGUCAAGCCCGAUGUUGUCAUCACCGAGAAGGGUGUUUCCGACCUUGCGCAGCACUUCUUGGUGAAGGCAAACGUCACGGCCCUCCGCCGCGUCCGGAAGACAGACAACAACCGCAUUGCCCGCGCAACGGGCGCCACGAUCGUCAACCGGGUCGACGACAUCCAGGAAUCCGACAUCGGGACCCAGUGCGGCCUGUUUGAGAUUGACAAGAUCGGCGACGAAUACUUCACCUUCAUGCGCAAGUGCAAGAGCCCCAAGGCUUGCACCAUCCUGCUGCGCGGCCCAUCCAAGGACAUUCUGAAUGAGAUCGAGCGGAAUCUACAGGACGCCAUGUCCGUUGCUCGUAACGUCAUCUUCCACCCGCGCUUGUCCCCCGGCGGUGGUGCCAUCGAGAUGGCCGUUUCUGUCAGACUCAGCCAGCUGGCUCGGUCCAUCGAGGGUGUCCAGCAGUGGCCAUACAAGGCCGUCGCCGAUGCUAUGGAGGUGAUCCCACGGACACUCGCUCAGAAUGCGGGAGCGAGCCCUAUCCGUGUCCUGACACAGCUGCGCGCUAAGCACGUCGAAGGGCAUUCGACCUGGGGUCUGGACGGUGACACUGGCAAGCUGGUCGAUAUGAAAGAGUAUGGGGUGUGGGAGCCGGAAGCCGUCAAGCUUCAGAGUAUCAAGACGGCCGUCGAGGUAUGCGAUCUAUCUAUUGUUCUACUGUCUUACCAUCUGCUAACUCAUCUUUCUAGUCUGCAUGCCUGCUUCUCCGUGUCGACGAUAUCUGCAGCGGCAAGACUGCGCAACAGGCUGGUAACGCCGGUGGUGGUGAAGAGUGAUAGACACCUUGAGAAAUGGUACAUAAUGCUAUACACGAUUUGCCUCUGGGGUGUUUCUGUAUGA